AUGUCUAGACUUGUUUCUCGUGUUUUGUUUGGUGCUCGUUUAACGCUCGCAAGUAAAGGAACCCAGAUCUUAAGUAAACCAAGUAUUAUUAGACAUCUUACUACUUCAACUUGGUUCUGUUCAUCUCAAGUUGACCGUCAGCUCAACCAGUUUCUGACCAAUGAGAUUAAACAAGAAAAGGCAAAUGCUUUCUUCUGCGAUCCCCCUGAAGGGUUUAAAGUAGUAAAAACCAAUGGAUGUGAAGUCGUUAUACGCAAAGAAUAUCAAGAUGGAGUUUUCGUCGACGUGGAGAUUAAUUUGGCUGGUAGUGUUACUCCUAGUAUUUCCGAAGAUGAAAUGAGUACUACGGAAAAGAGUGAGGAUGAUACUGCUUUGGAGGCUCAUCCUGAUUUGCGUAUUAAACUCACAAAACCUAGUGGUCGAAGUCUGGUUUUCAACUGCAGUCUUCCGGGCCAUGACGCUGAAAAACAACUUUCUGAAGAUGAGUCGAAUGAUCUCCCUACUUAUUCCGUGGAUUCAGUUGAAAUUGAACGCAUCCCAGGCUAUUUCGUGUAUACUGAUUUAUUUGAUGACGAUAUGUAUAAUCAUACAAUGCAAUUGCUGGUAGAACGAGGACUAGACGCAGACUUUCAACAAGAAUUGCAAAACUUCUGUACUUCAGAAGAGCACAAGUUAUAUUUGAAGUUUUUGGAUGAAUUCCAGAACUAUUGCAAAGACUAA
This is a messenger RNA of Schistosoma curassoni, 720 nucleotides long. The record is from the annotation of a GenBank genome assembly. Lineage: Eukaryota; Metazoa; Platyhelminthes; Trematoda; Strigeidida; Schistosomatidae.